Molecule: messenger RNA, 3021 nt
Organism: Zingiber officinale
Lineage: Eukaryota; Viridiplantae; Streptophyta; Magnoliopsida; Zingiberales; Zingiberaceae
Exons: 9
Biological process (GO): signal transduction; protein phosphorylation
Cellular component (GO): cytoplasm
Molecular function (GO): ATP binding; protein kinase activity; protein binding
Source: RefSeq, a predicted model, not a curated record
AUGGAUAGAACUUUUCCUCCCAAAAUGGAUCGAGUUUAUAUGCAAAAGGUUGCCAAUAAUGAUCUCCACAAUUUCCAAUCAGGCCUCGAAGAUCCGACCGGUACCAUCGGUAGAAGGGGAUCAGAUUGUGAAUUAUAUUCAGACAUUCUAAAUUCUAGCUCGGGCGAAGGGACUAUCUCUGAAGAUAAUUGGAGGACCUUAGGCCACUAUGGGGAUGAGCACUCUGAAACCGGUUUUGCUUUUCGCCAACAUGGUCAGGUUUAUAAUUACAAUUGGCCGGAAUCUGGGGCCUCGGAGAGCUCUCAUUGUGGGAAGAUGAAGUUUCUUUGCAGCUUUGGGGGCAAAAUUUUCCCCCGGCCAGGUGAUGCAAAACUGAGGUACGUCGGUGGUGAAACUCGAAUUAUUUCGGUCAGUAACAACAUUACCUGGAAAGAAUUCAUGCAAAAAACUCUCGCCAUAUGCAAGCAACCUCAUACCAUCAAGUAUCAGCUUCCGGGUGAAGAACUAGAUGCUUUAAUAUCUGUUGCAUCGGAUGAAGACUUGCAGAAUAUGAUGGAAGAGUACUGUGGGACUGAGAAAUCAGAUGGAUCAAAACGACCUCGAUUAUUUCUGAUAUUAGUUAAUGAAACCGAGAUCCCUUCUUCUCUUGAUUCACUAGUUUUGCACGGCGGCUCAGAGCAUGGGUAUGUUUCUGCUGUGAAUAACAUGCUAGAGCCGAGUCCUAGGAAGAACUCGAGAAGAAACAGCUUCCCUGGUGAGGUAGGCAGUCUUCUCGAUGUUACUCCAAUUUCACAUAAAGAGUCUCCGUCGUGUCCUCAACUCGAUCUGAUUGACAUACCGGAUUUCAUGAGUUGUCCUGCUCCUGAAUUCUUUUUCAACUCCGGGCAGAAAACACCCAUGCGAUCACCUCCUUUUUCGCCGAGAACGAAUAUCCAGCAAGACACCAGGUAUCCUCAGAAGCACUCAGGUGAGGAUCAUAUAUUUGUAGGAGCUAAGUUUCGCAAUAAGCCACCUCUUGGCAUUCAGCUGCCAGUCAUAUCUCGUGCAGCCACGCCAUUACAGAGUCCCAGACAGAUAAAAAACUCAUGUGAUCCGCAGUUCACACACCAUGAAUCUAAUCUUGCUUUUGAUUCAAAAAGAGGGCAUGGACAAGACAAAGACAAUUUGUAUCUAGUAACAAAAUCAGAUGCUUUAGUUGAGCCACUAAUCACACUUGAAUGUUCUGAUUCGAUUGUUCGAAAUCAGGGUGAAAGGAAAAUUUCUGAUGCCUCAGAGAAAAUUACUACAUUCAUUGAUGCAUCACCAUAUUCUAAUCAGCUGGAUAUUCACUUUCAAUCACAAGAAUCUCAACGGGUAGAGCUAUGUGGAAAUUUGUUUGCUCAUUACCGGACUCCAAAUUACACAAAUGAAGAUAAUAAGAUUCAUAUGGACAGUCUGUAUGAAAAACCAGAGAUUACCACAAACAAAAGCAUGAUGCUUAGUCCCAAUGGCUCACUAACUUAUUCCAAAGAGUUUGAGACAAUUGAAAGAUCCUUUCACAUGCCUUCAUCUUUUUUAACUUCUCAAACACACUGCGUUAAGUCUAAUAAUUCCUUAGAAUCACUGCACUUAACCGAUUCUAUGAACUGUAUAGAAAGCUCUGGUGCCGGAAAUUCCAGUGGUGUAGUUUACAUCCAAUCGAGCGAACCUCUCUCUCAUCUUCCACUCAUAAAAUCUCAGAAUAUCAAGACUAACCAAGAAUUUGGAAGUUCAAAUGAUGCUGAUCUGGACCAAGAUUUACUCUCCCAUAAGCUGUCUUUGUUACUGAACCCCCCUGCUAUGGUUGGGCAUCUUGAUUGCAUUCCUACCGGAGAUGUUCUCUGCAGUAAUAAGCAAUUGAAAGAAGUAGGCAAAGAGUCUAUGCUUGAUAGCUUUCCACUAGAGGUAGUUGUUUCUGUUGAAGAUGAUGCAAGUUCUUGUAUCAUCCCAGUUUUAACAACAACAAAUGUGCUUCAUGAGUCUGUCAAAGAUAUAGAAAAUGACCAUUCUUCAGGAUUGCUGGAAAUGGCUAAUGUUGAUAUCUCUCCUCAAACUGAAAAUGAGUACAUGAAAGAUGAAACGCGAGAAUUGGAUAUCUCUAUAAGCGAUGCUGCAUUGGCUGAAUUAGAAGCUGGGAUCUACGGUUUGCAGAUCAUUAAAAAUGCCGACCUUGAGGAGCUACGUGAACUGGGAUCUGGUACGUUUGGAACUGUUUAUCAUGGCAAGUGGCGGGGAACAGAUGUUGCGAUCAAGCGUAUCAAAAAAAGCUGCUUCGAGGGGAGGUCGUCUGAGCAAGAAAAUAUGGUUAAGGAUUUCUGGAGGGAAGCAAAGAUUCUUUCAAAACUUCAACAUCCAAAUGUAGUCGCUUUUUAUGGGGUGGUUCCUGAUGGUACUGGAGGAACAUUGGCCACUGUCGCGGAGUUCAUGGUCAAUGGAUCACUCAGACAUGCCCUACCGAGAAAGGAUAGACCGCUUGAUCAUCGUAAAAAACUUAUAAUCACCAUGGAUGCUGCUUUUGGGAUGGAAUAUCUACACUCAAGGAAUAUUGUCCAUUUUGAUCUCAAAUGCGACAAUUUGCUGGUGAAUUUGAGAGAUUCUCAACGGCCAGUAUGCAAGGUUGGAGAUUUUGGCUUGUCGAGGAUCAAAAGAAACACCUUAGUUUCCGGUGGCGUUCGAGGGACCCUUCCAUGGAUGGCACCUGAGUUGUUGAAUGGAUGCAGUAACAAGGUCUCAGAAAAGGUCGAUGUUUUCUCAUUCGGCAUAGCGAUGUGGGAAAUUCUGACCGGUGAAGAACCCUACGCAAACAUGCAUUGUGGCGCUAUCAUCGGAGGAAUUUUGAACGACAAGCUUCGCCCAACAAUUCCUGAAAACUGCAAUGCCGAAUGGAAAACCCUAAUGGAGGAAUGUUGGGCAUCUGACCCUGCAUCACGACCAUCGUUUACUCAGAUAACUGACAGACUUCGGGCCAUAAGUGAAGUCCUGGUGAGUAAAACCAGGCAGAAG